AUGUUCUCUGAUUUUCUUUCAAAGGGGCUACUGCUCCUCUAUGCGAGCUUAGUCGCUGCGCAGAGUGCGUCGCCCCUCUACAAAGAUCUAAAUGCGAGUAUCGGCGAUCGUGUUUCUGAUCUCUUGGGGCGCAUGACAAUUGAGGAAAAGGUGGCCCAGUUAAUGCAAGAUUUGCAGGCGUAUAAAGACGAAGGGGGGCAUGUUCUAUGGUAUAUCCUCUACGGCCGUCCUUUUGGCCACGGUAUCAUUAACAUCCUUUUGCUAGCUGGAUACUCAGUUCCAUGGGACUGGCUCGCAACAAAUAUCAAGAGAGCGCAAGACUACAUUGUGGAAAAUACCACCCUUGGUAUUCCUGCCCUUGUUCAAACAGAGGUCCAGUUGGUCCACAAGAUGGGAAAGCUCAUUGCCCAAGAGGCUCGUGCUCUGGGUGUCACCCAGUUGUUCGCUCCACUUGCCGACCUUGCCCGUGAGCUACGAUAUGGCCGGGUUGAGGAAACAUUUUCGGAAGACCCAUACCUUGCCGGCGAGAUCGGAUUCCAAUACACUGUUGGGAUCCAAAGCCUCAAUGUCUCGGCGACGGUUAAGCACUUUGCGGGAUACAGCCAGCCAGAGCAGGGCCUCAAUACCGGUCCUGUUCAAGGAGGCGAGCGGUACCUGCGUACUACUUGGCUGCCGUCUUACAAGCGGGCGAUCGUAGAUGCCGGUGUUUGGAGUAUCAUGAGCGCAUACCACUCUUACGAUGGCAUCCCGGCAGUUGCAGAUUACCAUCUUCUUACACAGAUUCUUCGCAAGGAAUGGGGCUAUGAGUACUUCGUCAUUAGUGAUGCUGGAGCAACAGAUCGCCUGUGCACUGCCUUCCAUCUCUGCCGAAGCUCUCCAAUUGACAUGGAAUCAGUGACGCUCAAGGCUCUCCCUGCUGGCAAUGAUGUUGAGAUGGGAGGUGGAUCAUACAACUUUCAAAAAAUCCCGGACCUGGUUAAGUCAGGCAAACUUGACAUUGGGAUUGUUGACACAGCAGUCUCUAGAGUGCUCCGCGCUAAGUUUGCCAUGGGUCUGUUUGAGAACCCAUACCCUGGUGCUCCCCCGAAGGAGUGGAAGAAUCUUAUUCACACGCAGGAAGCAGUUGAGCUUGCCAGACAACUAGACAAGGAGUCUAUUGUUCUCCUUGAAAACCAUGACAAUAUCCUGCCCCUGAAGAAGAAAGGCGAUAUCGCUGUCAUUGGUCCAAUGGCGCAUGGGUUCAUGAAUGUAUUAACAAAAGAACAGUACGGAGACUACGUCCCAUAUCGAAGCCAAUACCAUGGCGUCACACCAUUAGACGGAGUCAAAGCUGCUGUUGGCACAAGUGCCCGCGUCCACUACGCCAAGGGUUGUGAAAGAUGGAGCAAUGAUCAGUCUGGAUUUGCGGAAGCUAUCGCGGCGGCUCAGAAAUCUGAUGUUGCCAUAGUUGUCGUGGGCACCUGGUCCCGCGACGGGGCCGAACUCUGGCAAGGCUUGAACGCAACGACGGGCGAGCACGUGGAUGUCAAUGACCUUUCCCUGGUCGGGGCGCAAAGUGAACUUGUCCGAGCCAUCAUCACUACAGGUGUCCCGACUAUCGUGGUCCUCUCGAGUGGCAAACCUGUCAGUGAGCCCUGGCUCUCUAACAGUACUUCAGCUCUCGUGCAACAAUUCUACCCUUCUGAACAAGGUGGUAACGCUCUCGCAGAUGUCCUUUUUGGAGACUACAACCCCUCAGGUAGACUAUCUGUUUCCUUCCCCCACUAUGUCGGCGACCUCCCCAUCUACUAUGACUAUCUGAACUCUGGCCGAGCUAUCACCGACUCGGGAUUUGUGGCGGAUAACGGAACCCUUGUAUUUGGCCACCAGUAUGUCCUUGGUACUCCGCUGCCGUGGUAUCCGUUUGGGUACGGACUGUCAUACUCUGACUUUGAGUAUGGAAAAGUCACACUGGACAAGACAACUGUCUCAGCCACGGAUACAGUGACAGUAAGUGUGGACGUGACAAAUACACAUGGGGGAUUGGAUGGAACAGAAGUCGUGCAGGUGUAUGUGGUGGAUGAUAUCUCAUCAGUGGCGGUGCCGAAUCGGUUAUUGAAGGGGUUCGAAAAGGCCGUUAUUCGUGCCGGCGAGACGGAAAUCGUGAAGAUCCAUCUGAAAGUUGAGGACCUGGGGUUGUGGGAUAGCCGGAUGCAGUACGUGGUUGAACCCGGAUCGUUCCAGGUGCUGGUGGGGCGUAGCUCUGCUGACAUUCGGGGGAAUGCCACUUUCCAAGUUCAGUAG
Molecule: messenger RNA, 2283 nt
Organism: Penicillium riverlandense
Lineage: Eukaryota; Fungi; Ascomycota; Eurotiomycetes; Eurotiales; Aspergillaceae
Exons: 10
Coding region: 1-2283 (760 amino acids)
Biological process (GO): glucan catabolic process
Molecular function (GO): beta-glucosidase activity
Source: RefSeq, a predicted model, not a curated record